Nematolebias whitei (Rio pearlfish) is the source of this 2080-nucleotide messenger RNA. It is a transcript of the gene slc15a1a, whose product is annotated as solute carrier family 15 member 1a. The coding region runs from base 16 to 2073 and encodes 685 amino acids. Gene Ontology annotation, biological process: oligopeptide transport; transmembrane transport. The transcript has 21 exons. Lineage: Eukaryota; Metazoa; Chordata; Actinopteri; Cyprinodontiformes; Rivulidae. Gene Ontology annotation, cellular component: membrane. Gene Ontology annotation, molecular function: dipeptide transmembrane transporter activity. The record is from RefSeq and is a predicted model, not a curated record.
UUCUCCUACUAUGGGAUGAGAGCGGUGCUGGUUCUGUACUUUAAGUACUUUUUGAAAUGGGACGAUGACUUGGCCACCUCCAUCUACCACGUCUUUGUGGCUCUCUGCUACCUGACCCCCAUUCUCGGGGCCAUCGUGGCCGACUCCUGGCUGGGAAAGUUCAAGACUAUCAUCUACCUGUCCAUCGUUUACACGAUUGGCCAGGUGGCGAUGGCGAUCAGUGCAAUCCAUGACAUCACCGACACAAACAGAGACGGGACCCCUGACAACAUGACCUUUCACAUAGUUUUGUCUAUGGUUGGCCUCUUCCUCAUCGCCCUCGGCACCGGCGGCAUCAAACCUUGUGUGGCUGCGUUUGGUGGAGACCAGUUUGGUGAUCACCAGGAAAAACAAAGGAGAACAUUCUUCUCUGUUUUCUAUUUGUGCAUCAAUGGUGGGAGUCUUCUGUCAACCAUCAUCACUCCAAUCCUCAGAGCCCAGGAGUGUGGCAUCCACAGUCAGCAGCAGUGUUACGCUCUUGCUUUCGGAGUGCCAGCAGCGCUGAUGGUGGUCGCGCUCAUCGUAUUUAUCGUCGGGAGUGGCAUGUACUACAAAGCUAAACCAGAGGGGAACAUCAUGCUGGAUGUGUGUAAAUGUAUCGGGUUUGCCAUGAAGAAUCGGUACAGACACAGAAGCAGCAAGUACCCAAAGAGGGAGCACUGGAUGGACUGGGCGGAUGAAAAAUAUGAUAAACUCCUCAUUGCUCAGAUAAAAAUGGUGCUGAAGGUCCUUUUCUUAUACAUCCCCCUGCCAAUGUUCUGGACCCUGUUUGAUCAAAAGGGUUCGAGAUGGACUCUGCAAGCCACCACAAUGGAUGGACAUUUUGGGUCACUUGUCAUCCAGCCUGAUCAAAUGCAGACAUUCAACCCCAUCUUGAUCCUCACUAUGGUGCCGAUUAUGGACAACUUGAUUUACCCUCUCAUCAAAAAAUGUGGUCUAAACUUUACACCGCUGAAAAGAAUGACAGUGGGGAUGUUUCUGGCAUCUAUUGCUUUUGUCUGUGCAGCUGUGGUCCAGCUUCAAAUUGAUAAAACUUUGCCCGUCUUCCCCUCCGCCUCCCAGAGUCAGUUAAAAUUAAUGAACAUGGGAAAUAAACCAGUUACAGUUCAGUUACCAGGCAUAGAGCCGGUGAAUCUUCUUGCAAAUCAGGUCAGCGAUGACUAUUUCACUUUUGAAGAACAACAAAUUGACGUCACAAUAGACAAAGCUUCAAUUACACAAAGCAUCUUUUUGGCCAAAAAUGAGCGACAAACGCUUCUCAUCCCCUCAAAUAUCAGUGACGUGUGGCUGCUGACGGAGGAUUUAACUUCGAAGCCACAAGAAGGAAAAAAUGCAAUCCGGUUUGUAAACGGGAUGAGUGUAGCAGUGAAUGUCUCCACUGCUGGAGUCUUGUUUGAACAAAUUGAGCCCCUUUAUUUUUCCAACUACUCCACGAUAAAAAAUGGAAGGACAAUGUUCACCUUGCAGAGCGGUUCACAGUCGUGUGAAUUCAGCAGGGAUUUUGGAUUUGGAAGUUCAUACACGUACUUCUUACCCAGCACUUUUACCUUUGAGCCAAAUUGUCAGGUGUCCAUAACUGAAGCGGAGGACAUCAAGCCCAACUCGGCUCCCAUGGCUCUCCAGAUCCCGCAGUACUUCUUCAUCACUGCUGGUGAAGUGAUGUUUUCUGUGACUGGUUUGGAGUUCUCUUACUCACAGGCACCUAGUAACAUGAAGGCAGUGCUGCAAGCAGGCUGGCUGCUGACCGUUGCUAUUGGCAACAUUAUUGUCCUGAUUGUGGCAGAGCUUGCAAAGAUUCCCAAAAAGUGGGCCGAGUACAUCCUGUUUGCCUCUCUGUUGGUGGCUGUGUGCGUCAUCUUCUCCUUCAUGGCAUAUUUCUACACGUACAUCGAUCCUGCGGAGAUCGAGGCCCAGUUCAGAAAGAAAGACGGUGACGAUGACGAGGAUAAAAAUGCCGAGCUGCAGACGUUAGAGGUGGAGAUGAUGAAGAAAGGUGAUGAUAAAGAUAAUAAAGACAAACAAACCCAAUUAUGAACAACAG